Molecule: messenger RNA, 9386 nt
Organism: Cygnus olor (mute swan)
Lineage: Eukaryota; Metazoa; Chordata; Aves; Anseriformes; Anatidae
Gene: SLC4A11
Product: solute carrier family 4 member 11
Exons: 21
Coding region: 157-3003 (948 amino acids)
Biological process (GO): transmembrane transport; monoatomic ion homeostasis; monoatomic anion transport
Cellular component (GO): basolateral plasma membrane; plasma membrane
Molecular function (GO): solute:inorganic anion antiporter activity
Source: RefSeq, a predicted model, not a curated record
ACGCGUUUAAAUAAGGGCUGGAGACGCAGCCUUUCCAGUGUGCUCUGCUAGGCUGUGACAGCAGGAACGGAGCUUCUUGAGAGGCUCUCCUCUCUUUCUUUUCGCAUUAAUUCCUCUCCAAAAAGGAACUUCUUGGGGAGAAGGCUCUGAGACUGCAUGUCCCAACAGUACCAGCUGCAGGAGGUGAAGGGAGACGCGGUUUGCUUUGUACCUGGCUCUCCUCUCUUCUCCGUCCUCAUGGAGCCAGCUUCUUUCUGCUACCCCCGGCUCACCUUCCUCCGCUCGCCCUAUGGCCAGUUUGGGGCGAGCGCUGACUCUUCGCAGGAUUUGGCCCCGUGGCCGCAGCGCCUGGUGACACAGAGAUGGACCGGGGCAGUGGACGAGUCUCCACCAGCAGCGAUGUCAAGAAAUGGAUACUUCUUUGAAGAGAGUGGGUACCUCAAGUGCGACACGGACGAUGGCUGUGAGGCUAAGGAGGAGGCAGGGGGAGAGGAGCUCUUUGACGCUGUAAACUCCUCCAUCGUUUCAGGGGACAGCAUCAGGUUCUUCGUCAACGUCAACCUGGAGGUGCCGCCUAAUGCCACUGCUGAAAAUGAAAGUGCUGGCUGCGUGUUACUACACACAUCAAGAAAGUACCUGAAGUUAAAGAAUUUUGAGGAGGAAGUCAGAGCCCACAGAGACCUCGAUGGGUUCUUGGCCAGAGCCAGCAUCAUCCUUGAUGAAACAGCCACCUCCUUGGACGAUGUUCUUAGAGAGAUGCUGAAACAUUUUGCUGAGGAUCCAGAGAACACAGAGCCAAGCUGCAACUUUGAAAAAAUCAUGAGCACUUUAUUCACAGAUUCAGGGACCCCACGAGAAGGGAAUGGCACCCAUGACGUUUCAGAGCCAACAGGAAUGAAUAUACAAACAUGUACAUCGCAUCUCAAAUUUCACCUCUUAUCAGAUACAAUUCAAGGGGUCACAGCAACAGUCACAGGGGUGCAGUAUCAGCAAUCCUGGCUCUGUAUCAUUUGCACUAUAAAGUCCCUUCAGCGACGUCAUGUUUGCAUCAGCCGCCUCGAGAGGCCUCAGAAUUGGGGUGAAAACUCCUGUGAAGUGAGAUUUGUGAUAUUAGUCUUGGCUCCUCCUAAAAUGAAAAGCACCAAAACUGCCACGGAAGUGGGCCGGACCUUUGCCACAAUGUUUUCAGACAUAACCUUUCGCCAGAAACUCCUAGAAACCAAAACCGAAGAGGAGUUCAAGGAAGCCUUAGUCCACCAGCGCCACUUGUUGACGGUGGUGAAUCAGAGACCCUCGGCAAUGAAUGAUGGGCACAAGUCACAUGGUCCUAAGCCCCUCAAGUUGCACGAGUUUCUCAAUGUUGGCAAGGGGAUUUCUGAUGACAUUGCACGAAGAUUUCCAGUGUACGCUUUGGACUUCACUGACGGUAUUAUUGGAAACAACAAGGCUAUAGGAAAAUACAUCACAACUAUGAUCUUUCUGUAUUUUGCCUGCCUCCUUCCAUCUAUUGCAUUUGGGUCCCUCAAUGAUGAAAACACCCGAGGAGCUAUUGAUGUGCAGAAGACAAUCGUUGGCCAGUGUAUCGGAGGGCUGCUUUAUGCGCUCUUUUCGGGGCAACCUCUAGUUGUACUCCUAACUACGGCUCCUUUAGCACUCUACAUUAAUGUCAUCCGAGGAAUCUGUGAUGACUACAACUUGGAUUUCAGUGCUUUCUAUGCCUGGAUUGGACUGUGGAACAGCUUUUUCCUCGUGAUGUACUCCCUCUUUAAUUUCAGUCUUCUGAUGAAGCUCUUUAAAAGGUCAACAGAAGAAAUAAUUGCACUUUUUAUAUCAAUCACGUUUGUGCUUGAUGCCUUCAAAGGCAUUAUUAAAGUUUUUAAGAAAUAUUACUACCAUGGGCGCACAGGAGACAGUUACUUGGAAAAAGCACGAACUGAUGCUAUUCCAAGCCUCGGCAUCAAUACCACCUUCUUGAUGAAUUCAUCAGUGAGCAGAUCCAUGUCCCUAGAGAAUCAAACAGGCACGCAUGAUGUGCAUUAUGGACGUGAAACUGCCGUCCUUAGUCUCAUGUUGAUGUUGGGUACCCUUUGGCUUGGUCAUACGCUCUAUCAGUUUAAGAAAAGCCCAUAUCUGCAUGCAAGAGUCCGUGAAAUUCUGUCCGACUGUGCCUUACCAAUUUCAGUUCUGACUUUUUCUGUUGUGGGUUCCUAUAUCUUCAAGGAAAUUGAAAUGUCUAAAUUUAACUACAACCCAUCUGAGAGCUUGUUUGUGCUGGCCCCAGUCCAGUCCCUCUCCAUUGGGUCGGUGAUGAGUGCAAUGGGGCUGGGGUUCCUCCUCUCAAUGCUCUUCUUCAUAGAGCAGAACAUCGUGGCAUCGCUCACAAAUGCCCCGGAGAACAGGUUGGUGAAGGGAACAGCCUACCACUGGGACCUCCUGCUUGUUGCACUGAUCAACACGGGGCUGUCUGUCUUUGGCCUCCCAUGGAUCCACGCCGCCUUCCCUCACUCCCCGAUGCAUGUCCGUGCUCUGGCCUAUGUAGAGGAGAGGGUUGAAAAUGGACACAUCUAUGAGACGAUUGUGAGUGUGAAGGAGACCCGGCUGACAAGUCUAGUGGCCAACUUCUUGGUUGGCCUUUCGCUCCUGCUCCUCCCUUUUCCUCUCCAAUGGAUCCCGAAACCAGUCCUCUACGGCCUCUUCCUCUACAUCGCAUUGACUUCCAUUGAUGGGAACCAGCUCUUUGAGAGGGUGGCCCUCCUGCUCAAAGAACAGACUGCUUAUCCUCCGACACAUUACAUCCGCAGAGUGCCCCAGAGGAAGAUUCACUAUUUCACAGGCUUGCAGGUCCUGCAGCUCCUUAUUCUCUGUGGUUUUGGCAUGUCGCCAUUGCCCUACAUGAAGAUGAUCUUCCCACUCAUCAUGAUAGGAAUGAUCCCAAUCAGGUAUAACCUGCUCCCUAGAAUCAUCGAAGCCAAGUACUUGGAUGCUAUGGAUGCAGAGCAUUAAACGGGGUCUGCCACACACGGAGCAGUGAGGAUGGCUCCUUCAGAGUUGGAAGGAUGGGGCGGCUUUGCCGAGGCGUAGAACAAUCUAUCUGCAGUUCUUUCUUUCACCACUUUCUUUCUGCUCUAAUAUGGUAUUGGUAAUGCACAUAUCAAAGACCAAUUGAGCAUUGAAGUGUCAGACCAAAACAGCCUUGGACUUGAGAGGCUAAUGCUCUUUGGAGCUGUGAGGCAAGCAAGCUCUAUGGAAAUGCUACUUUCCACAUCCCAAAACUGGAAUCCCCAAAGAUCAGCAUGCCCAUACAGUUGGAGUAUGCAUUCAGAGCUGUCAUGUGUUCCCUUGUCUGAGGGGUGGGGGAAGAAAUCCCUUUUUUAUGCACCACGUCCCUUUUUUCCAAAACACUCUAAGGACAGCAACUGACCUUUCUCUUACAGAAUGACAGUCCUGUUCUGGCCUUUGAAUUCUAUUUCCCAUGAAUCCAGUAUUACCGAAUUAGUAUUCCAGGUAGGAUGGCCUCAUGGUAAACCACUGUCAGGAGAGAUGUCUGGCUGUCUCUUCAGACUGACUAGCAGAAGGGUUAGAAGCAGAUUUAAUUUGUACUGAUACAGUCCACAGCUUUGGAUGAAUAUUUCAUUCCUACAGAUGAGCUGGAAAUGUUCAGAGGUUGCGCUCGCACGGUGAUAUUGGUGAAACUGCAUCUGGGUCUAAGCUAUUUGGGAAUUAUUUUGGUUCUUUCUGCCAUUGCCACUCGGUAAUCAAAUACAGAUGUGUAGUUUUGCACAACUGCAAUGUUCUUGCUUGCACCUGGAGUCAAAUGCUGAAACUUGUCAAAGGGCAGUUGUGUUAAUGAUUGCAUAUACAUAUGUACAGUAGUGCCUAUGUGUACAUAUAUACGUAUGGAUUUGUGUAUAUAUUUUGCAUAGAUAUACAAAUAGGCCUGAUUCUUUCAAAAUAUCAAGUGUUUUGUGCAAUCAGUGUUACCUGUGAUGUCUUGACCAUAUACUUGUUCUCUGCUUCAGUGCUGCUUUUUCUUGUUGGAGAUAUGGUCACUUAUUUUUUUCCUUCUAAAGCUGCUCAUUUACUGUUUUUGUUCAUGUGUUGCUUUGUUCAAGGUGUUCCUUUGCUUUCUUUUUCCCAUGGCUUGAGACCUUCAUUCUGUCUUGAUGCUCUGAUGUGUGAAUUUUGCAUUUAAUUUUAAUGUACAGCAUGCAAUGAAAAUUUUCCUCUUUUGCCUAAUCAAUAUUUGUUGGUCAUUUCAUUAUUUCUGUUCUGUAGCUAAUCUCCAUUUUUCCCCCACUCCUAGUCAUUAUAUUUCUGGAUGAAUUUAACUUCUGUCUUUUACAGUUCAGUUUAUUUAAUUUUGCUUGUACUAUGGUCAGUUUUCUUAUUUGAAGUACUGUGAAACCAGCUGCCCUUUAGUUCAGUGCUCGCCCAUUGCUGCACGUUACAGAUCACAGGUAAAGCGUUAAGGAAAAUGUGGAGCUCUGAAGAUAAUGAACUUUCAAAACAGCAAAAAUGAGGGAAGGCCAGCUUUGUGAUGAGGGGAGAAAGGCUUUGGGGAAAAUGCUUGUAUGCUGAAACAGUCAGACUCAAGCCUCUGAAGAUUUGGUGUAUUUGCACUAAACAUCAGAUGGUAUUGCAUCAUAAUGUAGUUGCCUACAGUUUUAAAACAUGUUUGAAAACGUUUUCACUUUCUUACGGAAACUCUUCAUCCUUGUAUUAAUACUUAAUGGAAGAGAGCAGAAAGCGUUCCUGAGAAUGUGUCCUUGUGGGCAUGGCCAGUAAGUUCUACAGCUAUCCCAGGGGAAAGCCCCCAGCUUUCUUAGCAAGCAAAGCAGCAGCACGAAUGACCUUCAGGUCACACCAGCCAAUUGUUGUGGGAAUGCUGAGAAGGCUCUGAGUCGGGGUGACCGCCCUGGUACACCAAAGCAGGUAAACACUUCUGGUUUUCAGUUGGUCUUGAAGGCAGCAGAGGUAAUUCAUGCUGUGUCUGGCCAUGGUAUGACAGCAGGUGCAAAUCUGUGCUGGUUUCUGACUGCCUUGGUCAAUAUUUUCUAGCUUUGAGUCAUUCUGUGGUGAGAUCACAAAUGGCUCUUACCAAGGUCUGCAUGUAGAAACAGGACGAGCAGGCAGCAAACAGGAUUUCAGGGCAGCGUGAAGGCGGAGGUGGUAAAAGCAUGUCUGAUCUCUAGUCAACAGAAAAAGAGCAGGUGACAGCAAACAGCUCAGUGCAUGUUGUAAGACAGCGAUUGUACAGGCCUCAUGGUGCUUAAAUAAUGUGCUUUUCCCAUGGAUGUCAGAUUGACCAAAACUACAAUGAGAAGUGUCAUCUUAUGGUUAAGCUAUUAAAUGCAGGUGUCCAGAGGGUGCAUUUGUGGUGCCUCAGCUCUUGGCUGGGAGAAGUCACCCUUUGGGGUGGCUUGAACCACGUUGUGGAUGCUGUAGCUGGAGGACAGAGGAUGUGCCUGAUGGAGAGUAGCUCUGGUCCUCUUUGAGGAAGAGUGGAGGCCCUGGGUGAAAUUCCCUCCAGAACAGAGCAUGUUGAGAUGAACUGCACGUGGGUCUUGUCAGAAAAAGAAAUAGUUGUCAGAAAUAGUUCUCAGAUGUGCCCUCCGUCUCCCCAGCUCACGAGGACCAAAAAAUGUCCCCUAUUUAAAACCACUUGAAAACAUCAAAAACCACUUGAAAAUGUCAGUUUCAGAUAGUGUCAAAUGUUGUUAAAUGAGAUCAUUCAAAACCUAGCUAACUGGGGGGUGUUUAGAUAGCAAUCACAAUUCUUGGGGUGGGUGUUCUUGUUCAUUGCUGUUGAUUUACCAGUAUGACUUCGGUGUUUAUUUUUCUUAGUGUCAAUAGAAUCUGUUUUGCAGAGUUUUCUUUCUACUGAAGUCAUGGGCCAAAGAACCAAAUGAUGGGAGAGCGGCACGACUCCCGAAGUGAAGCUGUGCUGGCUUAAACUGCUUGCAUAUUUUGGACCCGUGUCUAGAUGUAUGGGUAGGAGGGGUUGUGAGAUUCAAGGCCUCUUGGCUGUUAAGGGGUCGUGAUGAUCCCACGGAGGAUUUUUUCGUACCUUUUCUCUUGUUUGCUUCUGGUUUUGCUGACAAAAGUGCAGGCGCUUCCAGGAGGUAGGCUAACUAGGGAAGGAGAGGUGGUUCAGAGUUGAUCGAGCACUUUAAUACUUCUGUGAAGGUUAAGACAAUUAGAAUGUACAAAGUUUUAUUAUAAGCUCUUUAUAUACGCACAAUGCUAUGUAUAACUGUUGCCAAAGAAAUGGGCUUGAAGGAUGUCGAUAGCUUUUUGACAGUCCACGAUGUUCACCUGGAGCCACGAGGUGGUGGAGCACUUCUGAAAUGGGUGGGUUUGGGAAGCUACCUUUUGACAGUCGCCAAAACGAUCAGAAACGGGGAAUAGAAUAAAUUUCUGCUCUCAAACCUGUAGGUUUUGAUCCUUGCACUGAAUGUAGGAGCUAGAAAUUAGCUUGACAAUUAAAAUUGGAUUUAUACCUGAAUAGUUUUGUUGGUCUGAGACUUAUUUUGUUGCCUUCAAAGAUGUUGACACGCUAAUGUAUGGAAAUAGAUGUUUCUUCAUGUAAAUUAAGGGAAGUUGGUGAAACCUGGACUGCUGAACAGGCGAUAUAGUGCUUUCUGGAUUGCUUAGAAAGCAGAUCUGACAAAUUCACUAGCAACGGCCUCCCAGAUUCUCUGGCAUCAACAUUUGAAGCUAUUAAUAAAUGUCAAACUCGAGUUGGAUGAUGUGUGUCAGUGCAUCACUGCCAAAGGAUAUAGGGAUGGGGCAAAAUUCAACUGGUUUGCUUCAGAGCUGCUGUCCGGUGAAAUGUUUCAAGAGGAAUCCAACGACUGUGGGACGUGGCAUAUGCUUCCUGAUGACCUGCAUGAAGCGGUAUGCUCUGAAAAAUAAUUGGUAGAUGGUCAUGUACCUGUAUGCUGUAGAUCAAACAAUUCAUCCUGAAAGGUCCCCCUGUUCCCAGCUGUACCAAAAGAAACUUUGUAAAAAUUUUGCAUAUUGUAUUUCUCUGCUUUAGAAGAUGCUGCUGGACUGUGUUCUCUGGGCGCUUUUUGGAGGAAAAACAAAAGGAAACAUGAGGUUGGUUGAAGUUGGAUAUACCUGGAGAACACUUGGGGGGGUUGUGGGGUUCUCAGAAACAAAAAAAAAAAAACAUGAAGGGGACCUGAAAUGUACCGUGUCACAAAAUGCUCCUGUUUUCCAGCCUGUGUCCCACUAAACAUGCAUCUUUAUCCAUUGGCACACGUUCAUGUUAUUCCUUGAUCAAGCUUUUUUCUUGUUCACUGUUCUGUAUCUGUCCUUUGUGCUUCUACCUGCCUUGAAGGUUAACAGGCAAAACUGGGAUUAGCUGAAACUCAUCGCUUGCGUCCAUUCCCCCAAAACUUCAGUGCAAGCCCCUUCCUCUGUAAUUUCUUGACUUAACUCUCAUCCUCCCCAGCCCUUCUCUGAAGGUUGUCUCUGGUGUCCCCACUGUGAAAAUGCUGCCAAAAUGCUGAGUGGGUGUUUUUAUCUGGAGAGCUCGAGCCUGUGUCUGAGCAGCAGCGUGGCAGCAGCCGCUCUCUUGGGGCUCGCUUUGCCAUAAUAAGCAAUUAUGAAGGAUUCAUAAUUGUCCUACAGUUGCACUGUCUUCUGCAUCUUGUUAGAUGAUUACUUUAUGGCACAGUGUUCCAGUUGGGCUGUCCUCUUUUCAUCUGUCAGGCUUCCAAAACAACUUAAAUAGACAUUAUGGGAUGGGCUUGCCCCAUUUUCUAUCUGUGCUGAGGCCUGUGGAUGUUAGAAGAGAAUAGUCUUCUCUAAUUGUUUUCAUAUCUAAUUAAGGCAUUUAAGGACCAAACCCUGUCCAUUACACUGGUGGCUCCAGAUCUGGUCGCAAAGAGGGAGCCAUCAAUAUUUUGUAAAGAGCAGACAGACAAGGGAGUUGCCCGAGUACAUACUUCAGAAAUACAAAUUAGCACUUUCCUCUUCAGCUUGUGUGUGUUUUCCUUUCAAACUAAGACAAUCCUUGGCUGUGUCUCCUUUUCUUGUAGAAAACUCUGCAUGAGCUUGGAUCACUUGGCAUGAUCCUGAUGCCACAUGAAAUAUUAAGAGCGUGUCCUGGGGGAUGUGCUGCCUUCUGCUCCCCAUCUGCAUCUCUGCUGCGAAGAUCUGCUUGCUUGGAGAGCUGAAGUCCCCUGAGUGGAAGAGGGGGACGCGUGUGGCAUCUCAGUCAUUCAUGUGGCCAAUUCUUGCUGCUGCUCCAAAGGCCAUCAGUGUCCCUUGCUUGGCUGCAGGUGGGAGACCCAAAUGUGAACAAAAUGGCAGAGUUUGGGGGAAAAAAGUUUACUGUUUUCUCCCUUUUUACUUGAGCUAUGCUGCAUUUAAAAAAAAAAAAACUCUGGCAGUAAUGUAUUUAUGUGAUCAGGGUUUUGCAGAAAAUCCGCAUAUCAAAUUCAGCAGCUGGAGCAUCAGUUGCAGCACCCGGGAGGCUUGCCAAAGGGCUGAGCUCUGUCGCUGGGUCUAUCAGCAGCAGUCAGUGUCUCAGCGUGCUUUUUCCAGGCAUCACAUUAAGAUAAGUUUCAUGUGACUGGAUGACUUGGACGGUUUCUGCAAGGGUCUGUAUUAGCAAUAGCAGCACAACGGGGCUUGUCCUGCCAUGUGGGGCUGGAGCAGAGGAUGUAGCCCGUGGUGCAGGUGUGUGGGGACCUGUUUGGCAGGUAAUCAAUGGAUCCAAUUUCAGAAGGACAUGGGAAGGAUUGAUGGAUAUCUGGGUGACACAGCUGAGCUCAGGCUGUGUAUCCUUCUCUCCAUGAACUGCUUACCUUAGGAGCAGUGUUAGCCACUUGUUUUUCAAAGCAUAUAUCCAUAGCAUCAAGUAGGUCUGAGUUUCUCAAAUUUGGGACCAGCACCAUCAAUUUCCAAGGCACAGAGCCCCAGCCUGCACAAAUAGGCUUUGAAGAGACUCACAUCACUGUUGAACUUCCUUUGCCUGCCCUUCUCUAAUGCUUGUGAUGCCAAAGUGUGAUUAGCAGCUCAGGUUUAAGUGCCCCCAUCUGGAAGCUGUGGCUGUGGGGAUGUGUGCAGGAUAUGGCCAUCCUCAGCAGGUGCCUGGCUGUGAUCUCUGAGGGGCCUGGUGGGUUUAAGUGGAUCACUUCACAUGGGAGAAAGCGUGAUUCAGCUGUCAAGCAUGGCAGCCUCUGGGAAGUGAGAAGCCUGUUGUGCUGUUGACCCUUUGAGGGUUUCAGCCUCUUGCAUUUAUUUGGCAGAGCUGCUCUGAUGCAGUGAGGGGGGCUCGGUGCUCUGCUAUUUUCAGAAGUGGUUCUCUUCUGCUUCUCCCCAAUCCUCUUCGCUGAUGUGAAGCUCUACCUUGUUUCCAGGUAUUACCCCCC